Molecule: messenger RNA, 2025 nt
Organism: Aspergillus glaucus CBS 516.65
Lineage: Eukaryota; Fungi; Ascomycota; Eurotiomycetes; Eurotiales; Aspergillaceae
Exons: 3
Coding region: 116-1714 (532 amino acids)
Biological process (GO): carbohydrate transport; transmembrane transport
Cellular component (GO): membrane
Molecular function (GO): carbohydrate:proton symporter activity
Source: RefSeq, a predicted model, not a curated record
CCGGAUUUGUCUUUUUAUAGUCUUGUGCUGGUCUAUACCUUGAGGCUGGACUUCGACCUAGACUGACCUGGACUAAAACUGGACUGGCUCCAUUAACGAUAACUCCCCCACCAUCAUGGCGCCCCCUACCUAUCUGGGCCUGACAGGGAAAAAGCUGUCCCUGACGGUCUCCACCAUUGCGACUAUGGGUUUCUUGUUGUUCGGUUAUGAUCAAGGUGUCAUGUCGGGUAUUAUUUCGGACCCGGCCUUCAACAACAUGUUCACAGCCACCAGGAAAAAUGAUGUGAUGCAGGCGACCGUUACAGCUGUAUAUGAAGUUGGAUGUCUCUUUGGUGCCAUCUGGGCCCUCCUCUUCGGUGACUGGAUGGGUCGUCGUUGGAUGGUUAUCUGGGGUGCCAUUGUCAUGAUUAUCGGUGUCAUCAUCCAGGUCACGGCCAUUACCGACCAAAUCCCUCUGCUGCAGUUCAUCUUCGGUCGUGUUAUCACUGGUAUCGGCAACGGCAUGAACACUUCCACCAUCCCCACCUACCAGGCUGAAUGCUCGCACGCCAAGAACCGUGGUCUGCUCAUCUGUAUCGAGGGUGGUGUUAUCGCCAUUGGUACUAUGAUUGCCUACUGGAUCGAUUACGGUGCCCACUUCGGUCCUCAGGACUUGGUCUGGCGUUUCCCUAUUGCCUUCCAGAUUUUCUUCGGUGUUAUCAUCAUUGUCGGCAUGUACUAUCUGCCCGAGUCGCCUCGCUGGCUCGUUGCCCAUGACCAGGUUCCCGAAGGUGAGAGGGUCAUUGCUGCCCUCCAGGGUGUCGAUAUCGAUGACCGCCAGGCUCAGGCUGAGAAGAACAUUGUCAUUGAUUCUGUUAGAGUCUCCGGCGCUCAACAAUCCUCUUUCUCUGACCUCUUCACCGGUGGCCCCUCGCAGCACUUCCGUCGCAUGAUUGUCGGCUCCUCGUCGCAGUUCUUCCAGCAGAUCUCCGGUUGCAACGCUGUCAUCUACUAUCUGCCCGUUCUGCUCGAGAACUCCAUCGGACAAUCGCACAACUUCGCCCUCUUGAUCGGUGGUAUCAACAUGAUCUGCUACGCCAUCUUCGCCACCUUCUCCUGGUUCUUCGUCGAGAAGAUCGGUCGUCGCAACCUCUUCCUGGGCGGUUCCGUCGGUCAAUGCGUCGCCAUGAUCAUCGUUUUCGGCUGUUUGAUCCCCGGUGACCCCGAGACCGCCAAGGGCGCCGUCUUCGGCUUCUUCUUGUACAUGUGCGUCUUCGGUGCCACCUGGUUGCCCCUUCCCUGGCUCUACCCCGCCGAGCUCUCGCCCAUCAAGACCCGCGCGAAGGCCAACGCCGUCUCCACCUGCUCCAACUGGCUCUUCAACUUCACCGUCGUCAUGAUCACCCCCGUGAUGGUCGCCCGCAUCAAGUGGGGCACCUACCUCUUCUUCGCCGCCUGGAACGGCCUCUUCGUCCCCGUCGUGUGGUUCUUCUACCCCGAAACCGCCGGUCGCACGCUCGAGGAAAUUGACCUCAUCUUUGCCAAGGGCUUCCUCGAGAACAUGUCCUACGUCCACGCUGCCCGCGAACUCCCCAAGCUCUCCCAGGAGGAGAUUGAAGAAAAGGCCGCCGAGUACGGCAUCAUGGACCGUGAAGAGAAGGUUGAGGAACGCAUUGCCGAGACCGACCCGCCUGCUUCGCAGGAGUUGGGUUCUUUCCAGCCCAGCCAGCUGUAGGCUGUACAUAGUACUUUUUUUUUUUUUCUUUUUUCCCUUUUUCCCUUUUUCCCUUUCUAUCUUUUUUCUUUACUCUCUAAUUUCCUUUUUUAUCUUUUUGAUGUUUGUGAUACCUAGCACAGAUGGCUGUGUAUGUCCUUGUCUUGCUGGUAAUGAGCCAUGAUGUCAUGGUUGGGAGGAAAAUGUGGUUAUAUUGCUCUGCAUUGCUGCACAUUAAUAUUGCUUUCUAGUAUCUAGAUGAUAUACUACAAGUAUACUUGACUAUCUUUUCUUGUAGUUUUGACUACAGAAUACAAAAAUACUUCUCGAAU